This is a messenger RNA of Arabidopsis lyrata subsp. lyrata, 5826 nucleotides long. RefSeq names its product formin-like protein 20. The record is from RefSeq and is a predicted model, not a curated record. The transcript is spliced from 17 exons. NCBI's taxonomy places the organism in Eukaryota, Viridiplantae, Streptophyta, Magnoliopsida, Brassicales, Brassicaceae. The coding region runs from base 562 to 5343 and encodes 1593 amino acids.
AAAAAACUGCUGGAAGAUUUGUCGAAAUCUGGUUUCUUCGAUCUUUUUUUUCAUUUCUGCUCCAAUCUUUCUCCUUUUUUCACCUGAAAUUCUUCAUCUCACUGUCACUUCCUUCUCUCUCUAUCUCUCUUUAUUUUUAUUUUUAACAACUUUUUGAUUAGCUUCGAAGAUUCUUUGUUCCCACGAUUGAGAGAAGAUUCGACAUUGUACAUAGAGAUCGAGUCAUUUGGAACAAAACUAUUUUGAAAAAUUCUCAACUUUGGGGUUUGGCGUUGUGAUUACGACUUGCGUUGUUGUUUCCAAAAUUGGAUUAUUGGUGGAUAGAGAGAGGGAGAUAAGGAAUUUCUGGGGAUUGGGUCUUUAUCACGCUCUUGUAAUUUUGCGAAAUUUGUCAACUUUUUUUGCUAGGGGUGAGAAAUUAGGGUUUGUGACCUGAAUUUUGGGAGAAGAAAGGGGAUCUGGGGUUUAGGUCAACGGAAUUGGAGCAAUCGAGAAUGAUCUGCUUGUUGGUUUACUAAAUCGACGGUUUGGAUCUGAUCGGGGGAGAGACAGCGCCAUCCCAUGGCGCUGUUCCGUCGCUUCUUCUACAAAAAGCCUCCGGAUCGGCUUCUCGAGAUCUCCGAGCGUGUCUAUGUUUUUGACUGCUGUUUCUCUAGCGAUGUUAUGGGGGAGGAUGAGUACAAAGUAUACUUGGGUGGCAUCGUGGCGCAGCUACAGGACCAUUUCCCAGAUGCAUCUUUCAUGGUGUUUAACUUUAGAGAGGGGGAACAGCGGAGUCAAAUAUCAGACGUGUUGUCCCAAUACGAUAUGACGGUAAUGGAUUAUCCACGGCAGUAUGAGAGUUGUCCGCUUUUACCUCUCGAGAUGAUCCAUCACUUUCUAAGAUCGAGUGAAAGCUGGUUAUCCUUGGAAGGUCAACAAAAUGUACUGUUGAUGCAUUGUGAAAGAGGUGGUUGGCCUGUUCUUGCUUUUAUGUUAUCGGGGCUUUUAUUGUACAGAAAGCAGUAUCAUGGCGAGCAGAAGACUCUUGAGAUGGUACACAAACAGGCUCCUAAGGAGCUUCUUCAUCUAUUGUCUCCUCUAAACCCACAGCCUUCUCAACUCAGAUAUCUUCAGUACAUUUCUAGAAGAAAUUUAGGCUCUGAUUGGCCUCCUUCGGACACACCUCUUCUUUUGGACUGCUUGAUUCUCAGAGAUCUCCCACAUUUUGAAGGGAGAAAAGGUUGCAGACCAAUUUUACGGGUUUAUGGGCAGGACCCUAAAGCCCGAACCAACAGGAGUUCCAUACUUCUCUUCUCCACACUAAAGACAAAGAAACACACUCGUCUCUACCAACAGGAAGAGUGUAUCCUGGUGAAAUUAGAUAUACAGUGCCGCGUUCAAGGGGAUGUUGUACUGGAAUGUAUACAUUUGCAUGAUGAUUUGGUGAGCGAGGAGAUAGUUUUCAGAAUCAUGUUCCACACGGCUUUUGUGCGAGCUAAUAUUUUAAUGCUCCAACGCGAUGAGAUGGACAUACUUUGGGAUGUCAAGGACCAGUUCCCAAAGGAAUUUAAGGCAGAGGUACUUUUCUCUGGCGCUGAUGCCGUGGUGCCUCCUAUUACAACUUCUACAAUAUCAGAUGAUGAGAAUGAUUUUGAUAUUACUUCACCUGAAGAAUUUUUUGAGGUGGAGGAGAUCUUUAGCGAUGUGAUUGAUGGACCUGACCAUAAGAGAGACUCGGAUAGUUUUGUGGUUGUUGAUACUGCUUCAGAUGAUUCUGAGGGUAAAGAGGUGUGGAAGGGGGAUGUGGAACCCAAUGCGUUUCUAGAUUGUGCAUCAGAUGAUUCAAAUCAUAAACAUGAUAUGCAUGCAGAGACUAGCACGGAUCCAGUCAAAGAUAUCACUGUGGAUGAUGUACAGUAUAGAUCGGAUGGGAAGGCAGAUUCUAAUAUCGACUCAGUGAAGGAUAUAGGAAUAGAUGAUGGUGAUGAGCAGCGAAAGAGAAGAACCAUGGAAGCAAAGGAAAAUGAUUCUAGAACAGUAGAGACUCAAUGCAAAGGUGAUGAGGAAAGCAAUGAUUUGGAAUCUAUGAGUCAGAAAACAAGUACUAGUCUCAACAAACCCAUAUCCGAAAAAACACAAGCUACACUAAGGAAACAGGUCGGAGCAAAUGCAAAACUGGCUGGAGAUUCACUUAAACCGAAGUCUAAGCAGCAAGAAACUCAGGGUCCUAAUGUAAGAAUGGCUAAUCCUAACGCAGUCUCUCGAUGGAUUCCUUCAAAUAAGGGCUCAUAUAAAGAUUCUAUGCAUGUGGCUUAUCCCCCGACAAGAAUUAACAAUGCUCCUGCCUCAAUUACCACUUCUCUCAAGGAUGGUAAAAGAGCUACAUCACCUGAUGGUGUGAUUCCAAAGGAUGCUAAGACUAAAUAUCUGAGAGCGUCUGUUUCUUCACCGGAUAUGAGGAGUCGAGCUCCAAUUUGUUCAUCACCAGAUUCUAGCCCGAAGGAAAAGCCGUCUUCUCUACCUGCUGCGUCUCCUCAUCAGGCUCCUCCACCCCUGCCUUCUCUAACCAGUGAGGCCACAUCCGUUUUACACUCUUCACAAGCAGUUGCAUCGCCACCUCCUCCUCCGCCACCACCGCCAUUACCUACUUACAGCCACUAUCAAACAUCUCAGCUCCCACGACCACCACCGCCGCCACCUCCUCCUUUUUCAUCUGAGAGACCAAACAGUGGAACUGUGUUGCCUCCACCACCACCACCACAGCCACCUCUUCCUUUUUCAUCUGAGAGACCAAACAGUGGAACUGUGUUGCCUCCUUCACCACUAUCUCCACCUUGGAAGUCUGUGUAUGUGUCAGCUUUGGCGACUCCUGCAAUAUGUUCUCCUUCUCAACUUCCUACCUCUUCACCACCUCCACCACCACCUCCGCCUGCAUACUAUUCAGUCGGUCAAAAGAGCAGUGACUCUCAAACAUCUCAGCUACCAUCGCCACCGCCUCCUCCUCCACCACCUCCGUUUGCAUCUGUGAGGCGAAACAGUGAAACUUUGUUGCCUCCAGCACCACCUCCACCACCUUGGAAGUCUGUGUAUGCUUUGUCUUUUGAUACUCAUGAGGCGUGCUCUACAUCUUCUUCCCCACCACCACCACCUCCUCCUCCUUUUAGCUCAUUAAAUACAACAAAAGCAAAUGGAGAUCACAUCCCCCCUCCACCUCCUCUGCCUUAUACGAGUGUUGCACCUACACCAGCACUCAAGAUCCUUCCUAUUAAUGGUUUUUCCACUUCUCCAUCUCCACCUCUUCCACCUAGUAAAACAGCUCCACCAUCACCUCCACCUUUUAGUAAUGCAUAUUCAGUACCUCCCCCUCCCCCUUCUCCACCAAGUUAUGGAUCUCCACCUCUUCCACCUAGUAAAACAGCUCCACCACCACCUCCACCUCCUCCUUUUAGUAAUGCAUAUUCAGUGCCUCCCCCUCCCCCUCCUCCACCAAGUUAUGGAUCUCCACCCCCACCUCCCCCUCCUCCACCGAGUUAUGGAUCUCCACCCCCACCGCCGCCUCCUCCACUGAGUUAUGGAUCCCCACCACCACCUCCACCUCCUCCUUUCAGUCAUGUACGCUCAAUUCCUCCACCUCCUCCUCCGCCACCAGGUCAUGGUUCCCCUCCUCCUCCACCACCCCCUCCUUUUGGUAAAACUUCACCUCCUCCUCCUCCACCACCUCCAUUUAGAGCUAGUGGACCUCCACCACCACCACCACCUCCGUUUAGAUCUGGUGGACCUCCGCCUCCACCGCCACCAAUGGGUGCUCCACCUCCACCUCCACCUCCGAUGUAUGGAACACCACCUCCACCGCCUCCCCCGAUGCGUGGAGGAGCUCCACCGCCACCACCUCCCCCGAUGCAUGGAGGAGCCCCACCACCACCUCCGCCUCCUGGUAGUAGAGGGCCUGGCGCACCGCCACCUCCACCACCUCCUGGUGGUCGUGCUCCUGGUCCACCUCCACCUCCUGGACCAAGACCUCCGGGUGGUGGACCUCCUCCACCUCCAAUGCUUGGUGCCAGAGGAGCUGCAGUUGAUCCUAGGGGUGCAGGAAGAGGGCGUGGUCUUCCACGUCCAGGUCUUGGGUCUGCAGCUCAGAAAAAGUCUUCCCUGAAGCCAUUACACUGGGUUAAAGUAACAAGGGCCUUGCAAGGGAGCUUAUGGGAUGAGUUACAGAGACAUGGAGAAUCACAAACUGCACCAGAAUUUGAUGUAUCAGAAAUAGAGACCCUUUUCUCUGCUACAGUGCAAAAGCCGGCUGAUAAAUCUGGAAGUCGUCGAAAGUCUGUUGGGGCAAAACCUGAAAAAGUUCAACUGAUUGAUCUUAGGAGAGCCAAUAACACGGAAAUAAUGCUUACUAAAGUAAAGAUGCCGCUGCCUGAUAUGAUGGCUGCAGUUCUGGCAAUGGAUGAGUCUGUACUAGAUGUUGAUCAAAUAGAGAAUCUUAUAAAAUUUUGUCCAACCAAGGAGGAGAUGGAGCUUCUUAAGAACUACACUGGUGACAAGGCGACCUUGGGAAAGUGUGAGCAGUACUUCCUAGAGGUAAUGAAGGUGCCACGAGUGGAGGCAAAGCUUAGAGUAUUUUCUUUCAAAAUUCAAUUCGGCACUCAGAUAACAGAAUUCAAAAAAAGUUUAAAUGCAGUAAAUUCUGCAUGUGAGGAGGUCCGUAAUUCGCAAAAGCUAAAAGAAAUUAUGAAAAAGAUUCUUUACCUGGGGAACACAUUGAACCAAGGAACUGCAAGGGGCGCUGCUGUUGGAUUCAAGUUGGACAGUUUAUUGAAACUAAGUGAUACACGUGCUGCUAACAGCAAGAUGACUCUCAUGCAUUAUCUUUGCAAGGUCCUUGCUUCAAAGGCAUCAGUUCUACUGGACUUCCCCAAGGAUCUUGAAAGUCUUGAAUCAGCCUCGAAGAUACAAUUGAAGUCUCUGGCUGAGGAAAUGCAAGCUAUAAUCAAAGGAUUGGAAAAACUGAACCAGGAACUCACUGCAUCUGAAAGUGAUGGUCCUGUUUCUGAAGUUUUCCGUAAAACAUUGGGGGACUUCAUAUCCAUUGCUGAGACUGAAGUGGCAACUGUAUCGAGUCUUUACUCCGUCGUGGGUAGAAAUGCUGAUGCACUUGCGCACUAUUUUGGCGAGGAUCCUAACCGUUGUCCAUUUGAACAAGUUACUGCAACCCUCUUGAAUUUUAUAAGGUUGUUUAAGAAAGCACACGAAGAGAACGUGAAGCAAGCAGAGCUGGAGAAGAAGAAAGCUCUUAAGGAAGCGGAAAUGGAGAAGGCAAAAGGAGUCAGUCUCACAAAAAAACCAGUUGAUGAUAGCUGACGAAAAGCUUACAUAUUAUUUUGCAAAAUCCGCCUUAAUCUCUCAAGAGAACCGAGCUGGUCUUGUAAGCCAGCAAAGAGGCGGUGGUGCUGUUUCUGUUCAAGUAAACCUUUCCGCAAAGCGGCAUUGGAUGCUUCGUGCAGUUAAAAACAGGCUUGGGUCCUAUGAGGAGUGGUUUCGCCUGGGCGGGGGCUAUCGAGGAACCAUGGGAAGAUAAAGAGACAGAUCUUUUCUCCAGUCACGUUAACAUAGUUGACUCCACAUUGAUUUAAUUCUAACUUGUAAAUUAGAAUUCUUUCCUGUUUUAUAUUUUUCCUGAUUAGAGGAAUUUUUGAUAGAUUGAAAUGUUGUAUAGGUUUCAGGUAGAGCGAGAGAGAGUGAGAGAUGUAGAUCAUUUUGUCUAUUUAGUGUGUAACUUUGUAUACCUCCUUAACAUCAAUGUUCUUUUUAGAAUUCAGACCAAUGGAAAAAAAAUAAAAAAAA